GCCCGACUCCAUCUCGAUCGGAUCCUGUUGCCAUCCGUUGAUCGGCCCGCCAAGAUGCCACGGGACCUGCUAGCCGACAAGAAGACGCUCAACGAGAUGCCUCAACUGUCCCGAGAGCCCGCCUCUAGCCCGCCGCCAAAGGACUCCAGUCCAACGCCUCUCUACAGCCCGACUACUUUCAAGGAAGAGCGCUUCAAGAAGAUGGGCAAAAUCCACCCGUUUGCCCAGCUGCUCAAUGUCGAGGACCUCGACGACUGCGACUGGCUUGAACAUGCAGCCUUCGACCCCAUAGAGGCUGCUACACGGGAAAAGCUCGAAUACCGUCUACAAACCUGCGGCGAAUUAUGCUCUGGCCUGUUUUCCUCUGCUUACCCCACCUCGCCCGGCCCACUGGGAGAGAUCAUCAAGUCACGGACAUUUCAGUCUAUAGACGCAUCUGACUCUGACCGGAAACGAAUACUAAUCGGCCACAUCAUCGCCACAAAGUCCAGCUCCCCACUCGUCACAGACGCCUCCAUGGACUACCCCAAGGACUGGCAGACAAACUACCAACUCACUCCAAGCACAGGCCACAACGAAGAUGGCCAAACCGUAUGCUUACACUCACUAUGCGUGCAUCCCAACUUCAGCGGCAAAGGCUUUGGCCAGAUACUACUCAAGAGCUAUGUGCAAAGAAUCAGGGACGCAGAAGUCGCAAAGAGGAUCGCCCUCAUCUGCAGAGAUCGUCUCGUCCGGUUUUACGAGAAUGCGGGAUUCCACAAGGUUGGGCCGAGCAAGUGCCAGUAUGGCGGGGGCAAUUGGGUGGACAUGGUGAUUGAUUUCGAGGAUGGCAUGGGCGACGAUGAUCCAGACUUUUAGAUCACACUGACAAGCAUGAAGAGACGACUUGGGUAUUGAUGAGAAGAUGAAAUGUAACCAUUGUAUAAGACUCUGUUCAUUGGUACCUGGGAUAUCUAGACAUGCUGCGAUGCAGCGGUUACUAAUACAGUGUGCUAAUGUAGUCCUAGACCUAUGUCACCGUUGCUGAUCAAGGCGGCUUCAGUUCUUACGACGAGCUCUGACACUGGUUGUUCUCGAAGAUUUAAAGAAAGCGGGCGUGAGUGAUGACUGCAUCAAAAGAGGCGGGG
Messenger RNA from Cucurbitaria berberidis CBS 394.84, 1127 nucleotides. Its product is annotated as acetyltransferase. The record is from RefSeq and is a predicted model, not a curated record. Gene Ontology annotation, molecular function: aralkylamine N-acetyltransferase activity. Lineage: Eukaryota; Fungi; Ascomycota; Dothideomycetes; Pleosporales; Cucurbitariaceae. Bases 55 to 858 code for a protein of 267 amino acids. The transcript is spliced from 2 exons. Gene Ontology annotation, cellular component: cytoplasm.